GGAGGUCGGUUCAUCUGUAGGGGUUUGGGGUCAGGCAUUGCUUUGGGUCGGUCCUUCGUGUUACCAGGCAGAUCGAGUCCCAACAUGGCGGCAGCGGUUAGCGAAGAGGAGACGCAGUUGCAAGAGAUGGAGGAAGAGGCGGGGGCGUCAGCGGCUGUCGAGGAAGAGAAGGAGCUGGAGUCCGAAGACGAGGAAGAAAUGGGACCCGAUGGUUCUGAUGCAGAGGGAGACGAGUCCUCGGAUGACGAAAAAGAAAACCAAGCGGAGAUCCAGCGUUUGGAGGAGCAGCUGUCCAUCAAUGCAUUUGAUUACAACUGCCAUGUGGACCUGAUUAAGCUACUGCGCCAGGCAGGGGAGCUGGUGAAACUACGCCGGGCUCGGCAGAAAAUGAGCGAGCUCUUCCCGCUCACUGAAGAAAUCUGGCUGGCCUGGCUGAAGGAUGAGAUUCGCAUGGCAGAGGAAGAGUCUGACCGAGAGAAAGUGUACGAGCUCUUUGAGAAUGCGGCCAAGGAUUAUAUCUGUCCUGAAAUCUGGCUGGAGUAUGCACAGUACUCUAUUGGGGGGAUUGGAAGUCAAGGGGGGAUAGAGAAGGUACGGGAAAUCUUUGACAGGGCUCUGACUGCUGUGGGGCUGCACAUGACCAAGGGAGCAGCUAUCUGGGAAGCCUACAGGGAGUUUGAGAAUGCCAUUCUGGGAACUUUACAGCCAGCACCAGGUAGCGUUCCCACUCCAGAACAGCAGGAGGUGCUGAACGCACAGCUGAACCGAAUCCACACACUGUUUCGACGGCAGCUGGCUAUCCCUUUCCUAGAUAUGGAGGUCACAUAUGCAGAGUAUGGAGAAUGGUCAGACAAGCCCAUUCCAGGCUCCGUUACUCAACUUUAUAAGAAGGCACUACAGCAGAUGGAGAAAAGCAAGCCGUAUGAGGAGGCCUUGCUUGUAGCUGAGCCACCCAAGCUUGCUGAAUACCAGACCUACAUUGAUUAUGAGUUGAAGGAAGGGGACCCGGCUCGAAUUCAGACCAUCUUUGAACGGGCAGUGGCUGAGAACUGCCUUGUGCCUGACAUGUGGGCCAAACUGACCCAGUACCUGGAUAGACAGUUGAAGAUUAAAGACUUGGUGCUCUCCUCUCACGACCGGGCUGUUAGGAACUGUCCUUGGACGGUGGGACUCUGGAAGAGUUACCUUCUCGCUUUGGAAAGGCAUGGAGCUGAACAUAAAACUGUGUCAGAUAUCUUUGAAAAAGCCCUGAAUGCUGGCUUCAUCCAAGCAACAGACUACGUGCAUAUCUGGCAGGCGUACCUUGACUACCUUAGAAGGCGAGUGGAUUUCAGCAAAGAGUCCAGUAAGGAGCUGGAGGAGCUCAGGUCUGCGUUCGCUCGGGCUCUUGAUUACAUGAAGCAGGACGUGGAGGAGCGUUUUGGUGAAAGCGGCGACCCCUCUUGUAUGAUAAUGCAGAACUGGGCAAGGGUGGAGGCAUUACACUGUAAAAACAUGCAGAAGGCCAGGGAACUGUGGGAUAGCAUCAUGACAAAAGGGAACGCCAAGUUUGCCAACAUGUGGCUAGAGUACUACAAUCUAGAGAGGUGUCACGGGGAUGCACAGCACUGCAGGAAGGCUUUGCUUCGAGCUGUCCAGUGCACCUCUGACUACCCUGAACACGUGUGUGAGGUCCUCCUUUCCUUCGAGAGGGUGGAGGGUACUCUAGAGGACUGGGACACGGCUGUGCAGAAAACGGAAACCAAACUGUCCAGAGUCAGAGAGCAGAGAGCCAAAGAUACAGAGAAAGAAGCUCUCCUUGCCAAGCAGGAGGAGGAAAAGGCUGAGCAGAAGAGGAAGAAGAAAGCACAGAAAAAGAAAGCGGGGCGAGCUGGAGAGAAGAGGAAGGCUGAGGAGGAGGAGGAGGAUGAUGAGGAUGAGUGGGGAGAUGAGUCAGAACAACCCGCCAAGAAGCUCCGGGGUGAGGGGGAUGAGACGAUGGAGACAGAGAGUGGGAUGUUCAGUCGGAAGGCUCCCUUCCAGAAGACCUCACAAGUGCCUGCAGCUCAGAAAGCCAGGGCUGCAGCCAGGCCAGCCCAGCAGGUCCCCCACGACAGCCGCAAGGACCAUUUGAGCGUCUUUGUAAGCAACCUGCCCUUCAGCUUGGAGGACCCUGAGCAGAAGCUGCGGGACGUUUUUCAGAGCUGCGGGCCCAUUGAGCAGGUCCGCCCAAUCUACAACCCCCAGGGCACCUUCCGCGGGUACUGCUACGUGCAGUUUGAGAGCCAGAUCUGUGUGCAGGAAGCGCUGAAGCUGGACCGGAAGGAGAUAGAUGGCAGGCCCAUGUUUGUCUCGCCCUGUAUUGACAAGAACAAGAACCCAGACUUCAAGGUGUUCAAAUACAGCACUUCUCUUGAGAGACACAAGAUCUUCAUCUCUGGCCUGCCUUUCUCUUGCACUAAAGAACAGCUGGAGGGGAUGUUCAAAGAACACGGCACAGUCAAAGAUACCCGGCUGGUCACUAACCGUUCUGGGAAGCCAAAGGGCCUGGCAUAUGUGGAGUUUGAGAACGAAGCGCAGGCCUCCCAUGCGGUGCUGAAGAUGGACGGGACGGUGUUCCAGAAUCACACCCUGAAUGUGGCCAUCAGUAACCCGCCCCGGAGGAACCUCUCAGACAAGCCCGAGUCCAGCAAGGCGAUGGGAUCCAUGAUGCCACCACAGGUCUUUGGAGUAAGAGGGAGGGGUCGCACACAGCUGUCUCUGCUACCGAGAGCAUUGCAUCGUCAAAGUGCCCCAGAGUCGAAGACAGAGAACGGGACACUGCAGAGCCGAUCUGGAGAGCCUGUGCAAGAGACCUCAGCGACAGCACCACAGAAACAGAUGUCCAAUGCGGACUUCUCCAGAUUAUUAAUGAAGAAGUAACAGGUGGACGUUGACAGGGCUCAGCCUAGAGGAGCAACGAGAAAACUGCCUUUUACGGAAACCAUAUUGUGUCCUUAAUGAAAAGAAAAACAUUUCUGAUGUAAAUAUUUCAAAACCCCUAUAGCCAAUUCUAUGAAAAAAGGCUUAGUUAGCCAGGGCUCCAUAGAUACCGAAACCAGGUCAGAGGGGGUACGAUAGAGCUGCUGGGGCAGGGCGGAACAGUGUGGCUAGUAUUAGAGAUUGGUAAACCUGGAAAAGCCGAGGAUUGGAUGUGUUUUACUUUAAACUCAAUUCGGAGUAAGUGAAAACCAGAUCCAUUUCAAAUCUGGUUUUAUUCCCCUUGUGUUUUGGUUUCUUAAGCAGUUCUUGUUAUCGUUUGCAUUUUUUUAAUGGCAGAGAAUUUUAAAGGGGAAAAUCCAAUCUGACUUUUCUGUGCUGGAUUUUGUUUGGGGGAAAAAAAAAAAAAAAAAAUUAGUUUGAUGUUUAUUGAAGUAGAGCCUUGACUCUGGGGCCACUGAAGUGGCUACAUUGCACAGAUCCAGCAAUGUGCGAGGGGAAAUUGCUGCAUGGAGGCAGGCUUGCGAUUUCUUUUUUUUUUUUUUUUAUACAGAAACCAGUGUUUUAUUAGCUCUUUGCGUAUGAAAUGUGAAUAUUUAAGAGUGCAUCAGUGUAAGCUUACCUAUCUCUUACUGUAAUUCUGCAAAAACAAAAUAAGGUUGAAGAGAAAAAUGCUAAUUCAAUUUUUAUCCCCUAUUUCCUAAGCUCAUUAGUUUCCAGUUUUGUGCCCUACAUUUACAUGCCGUUAUGUAGGACUGUGUUAAAAAAAGUAAUGCAUUAAUACCCUUACUCCUGCCCACUUAGAAGGCAAGCAUGCUUGAUUAAAAGGGGGAACCUUCUUCAACACAGUUUCAAAUGCUACCUUAUUUCGUCAUUUGCUACUUUGUAUUGGUAUACUAGUUACAGGCUGAUGUUUUUUUGAAGCCUUUCCAUUAGAAUCCAGUGUCCAGGCUGGUGAUGAGAUCUCUCACAUUGAGGGUGUUUAUUUAAAAUGUAUUAGUCUUUGUUAAGUAAUUAGUAUUGCAGAGGUACAAUCCCAGCAAGGGCCUCUUAAUAUGAAUGCUGUCAGUAUAAAUGGAAGCGAGCGAGUUCUACCAUGCAUGGUUUCCUGAGCUUUCCUGGAGAUAUAGCCAAUUGUUUUGAAGCUUUUCCUAGAAGAAAUUGUGGAAUGGCUUCAUAGCUAGCCUUUUUUGUUUUAUUAAAGAACACUUUUAGAGUCUGUUUGAAUCGGGUGUUCAGUGCUCGCUUGGUUGGCUGUAGUUUUGUAUAGCAUUUAAAUGUUUUAAAAAGGAGAAAGGACAAAUUAAGCAAUUUGCUAACUAGUGACAUUUCACCGCAGUGGCCUAUUUUUUUAGUAAAAACUAAAUAAAAGAAAACAAAUAACGCUUAUGUUUGUUGUUCGACGUUCCGUAUAAGAGGGUGAUAUUCAAAUUGUAUUAAUGUUUGAAAAUGAAACUUUUUUUUCCUCCUUUUGUAUUUAAAUAUAUUGGUCCAUUUGUUUUGUGUUGACCUUGAUGUUAAGAAGCAUACCGGCAACCUAAUUAUGAAUUUAUUUACUUUUUCUUUUUUUUUUUUUUUUUAAAUGUGCCAACUGGGCAAGUGUACAGGGACCGUUUUUUAAGUGUGUAACACCCCCCCCCCCCCCCCCCCCCCAAUUU
Messenger RNA from Polyodon spathula (Mississippi paddlefish), 4616 nucleotides. Its product is annotated as squamous cell carcinoma antigen recognized by T-cells 3-like. The coding region runs from base 85 to 2901 and encodes 938 amino acids. The transcript has 19 exons. Gene Ontology annotation, molecular function: RNA binding; protein binding. Lineage: Eukaryota; Metazoa; Chordata; Actinopteri; Acipenseriformes; Polyodontidae. The record is from RefSeq and is a predicted model, not a curated record. Gene Ontology annotation, biological process: RNA processing.